AUGAAACGAAGUGCGCAAAGUGUUGACGAGCCGGCCGUGCCCGGCAAUAUCGGUAGCUACGGGAUGUUUGGAGGAACCGGUGGCCAUACGAACACAAACAAUCAGAGGCGAAACCCUCGGAGGUACUCGGAGACCUUGGUGUUGCUGAUAGUGGCACUAUGGUUAGGUGUAGCCUCCGCAACGACAGUGGUAACACCGGCCAGUAGUACAACCGUGGAGGCGCUUCUCGAUACCAACAGCACCACGGGUCGGGCCGCAUCGAAACCGAUGUUCUCGACCGGCAAUCCCCUGUGGGACGCACUGAUCGCGGACUGUAUGCGAAAGCCGACGUUCGCCUGCAUCCAGAAGAACGUGUACAGCUUCCUGGGCGAGCAGCUCGAGGUGGAGAACAUGAACUUCACCAACCGGGUGCAGUUCCUAAAGAAUCGGGUCGAUUUCACCAAGUACACGCGUGAGGCGAACGAAGAGGACAGCGAGGAUGACAACGAAAUUCCGGAUGCGCGUGGCGCGUUCGAGCAAACGUCGCCGAUCGAGGAGGUGACCACGGCGUUGCGCGAGAAAAGCUUAAAGUUCAUGCUGACGCACGACAUGAACGUCCAGCUGCCGGAGAUCAUGUUCGACGGUGCCGUUUUUCGCAUUCAGCCGCGGGCCAUCGAGGGCAAUGGGAUGAUCGCGAAGCUGGAGUUUGUCCCCCGCACCGAGAUCGCCGAAGCACGGGGCAACGGUUCGCCGAGGAUUCUGUUCAAGAAGAUCAAGAAAUUCUUCCAAAACAAGCUGCUGCUGGCGUUCCUCGCGAUCGUGCUGAUCAUCAAGAUCAUCAAGAUCAAGGUGAUGUGGUUGCUGCCGCUGCUGGUCGGCGUCGGUACCGCCAAGAAGCUGGUCCUCAAGUUCCUGCUGUUCCUGUUCCCGGCGCUGGCGCACAUCUUCAAGCUGUGCUCGUACUACCACGCGUCCUACCACAAGCCCAACUUCCACCAUCACCAGCACCACAUCAACCAUCUGCACACGUUCUAUCCGCAUGAUCAUGCCGGACCGGAGCUGAUCUACACGAAGCCCCCACGAGGACAUCCGUCGGAGUACUUGCACGGUGCACCGGUUCCCCCGCACACACACUACCAGCCCGAGGUGAACUACGAGUUCACUGCGCCAGGACUUGGCUCAGAGUUCAUUAGCGAUAGAAACUCGAACGUAGAGACGUCGUUCAAGCCAAAGUACGAUGACUUGAACGAUAUCAAAGCAUGGGGUUUGGGCGAAAGCACAAAUACAUCAGCACCACAAUCAUCGCCAUACUUCACCUCACCGCCCGCCUCCCCCAGUGGCGGCAGCGGCACCGGCAGCUACAAUGUAAAUCCACUCACGACGGCGCAGCAUGGCGCUCGAAGGGUCACCAAUCCGAAGCCGGUCUACGGUCCGCCGGGAUACACGGCCCCGUCCCUCCAGAAGCGGAUCCCCACCGGAGCGGCCUCCUCCAUCGCCUCCCAGUACGUGUCGGCACCGUCCGGGCCGACGCUUUCGGCGGAAGAACAGAUUAUCCGUGAAGCUCAGCGGCAGGAAGCUUACAGGAUAGCUCAGGAGCAGAAGCUGAUCGCCAAGCAGCAGGCGAUCGUGAACCAGCAGGCGUACGCGCAGGAAGGUGUCACACCGCGCCCGAUCGACCCGUUCUACAGUCCCAUCCUGCAGCGGCUGGACAAGGUGUUCAACUCGCUCGGCAUCGUCGAUGAGCACUGCCGGGAACGGCUGGUCUGCAGCAUGUACAAGAGCCCGGUCAAGUACAGCCCGCACAGCAACUACGUGUCGGCGGAACUGAGCAGAGACGCCUCGGAACUGCAAAAGCCAACCUCGACAAACGCAGCGGUGGUACGAUUCUACCGGUACGUUCAGGCAGCACGUGACGGCCAGGAUCAGCGCGACUGCCAGCGGUUGUACUCGCAGUGCACGAUCAACAUGGAGAAGAAAAAGAAGAAGAAAUAA
Anopheles coustani is the source of this 1971-nucleotide messenger RNA. RefSeq lists its product as uncharacterized. NCBI's taxonomy places the organism in Eukaryota, Metazoa, Arthropoda, Insecta, Diptera, Culicidae. The transcript has 9 exons. The record is from RefSeq and is a predicted model, not a curated record. The coding region runs from base 1 to 1971 and encodes 656 amino acids.